UCAGCGGUUACUCAGGGCGGACUAACAAAACUAGAACAAAAGGCUGAAUUUCUGCGCUUUUGCGCUGCUUAUUUGUCCGAAAUGUCGUCUGAAGUACUCGCGCCGCGUUCUGACCCGACAGCCGCUCCGGAACAGGCCCUGUCCGUGGCUCCGUCGGCCGGUCUGGCCACCGCGGGCUACCGCUCCGCUAAGUAUGGCCCGGGCGAGUGGCUGGCCAACAACGCGGCCACGCUGCAGCGCGCGUUCUCUGACCGGCUCGCAGCCGAGAGGAUCCAGCGCGCCUCCCGCGCUCUCUCGGGCGAGGUGGAGGCGGGCACGCUGGGCGCGCAGAGCCGCGGAACCCGGCUGCUGGGGGCGCGGCUGCAGGACCUGCACUCCCGCAGGUCGGAGCUGGAGCGCGGCGUGGAGCGGCUCGCCGCCGAGACGGAGCUGCUGCUCGGGCUGAAGAGGCGGCUGGAAAAGGCCCUGCUGACCACCGACAUCCCUCUGACCAUCGCCACGGACAACCUGGGCUGCAGGGAGAGGCGGUUCGGGCCGGAUCUGGUCAAGGACCAAGUGGAAGAAGAGCUUCUGAAGGAGGUUGAACUCAUCAGAAACGUCCAGGCUCUGCUGAAAAAAACUCUGGAUCAAGCUGUCAAUCAAAUCAGGUUGAACAGGGAGGCCAAACAGACACUGGAACUGGACUGGUCAGAUAAACACGAGGCCUACAGUCUGGAUGACCAUUGCGGCCGCUAUAGCAACAGGAGCACGGACACACAGCACUACCCAGGCUCAGCUAAAGUGCACGAUCAGCUGUGUGGUGAGGAAGCGUGGCUGAAGUUCACUGAGGUGAACCUGGCUGAGGCGGAGCGUCAGUGUGAAAGCAGCGCGUCUCUGCGUUCUCUGUGUGAGCGAGUGCUGCAGGAGACGGCUGAGGACCUGCAGGCUCAGAGCGCUGCGGUGGAUCAGAGCUUCAGCCAGCGCUGCCUGGAGCUCAGCCAGGCCAAGAACCAGCUGGAGCUGCAGCUAUCACAGGUGCUGGAGCAGAUUGGGGUUCAGGAGCGGAACAUCAGUUCUCUGCAGCAGACUAUAUAUGAUAAAGAAGCUCCGCUGCGUGUGGCUCAGUCCAGACUGCACUAUAGAGCACAGAGACCCAACAUGGAGCUCUGCAGAGACCAGCCACAGAUAAGUCUGCUGAGUGAAGUGGAGGAGAUCUCCGGCAGUGUGAGUCUUCUGCAGCAGCAGUUGUCUGAAGCUCGAGGCUCGCUGGCUCAGCUGGAGGAGAGCAGGCUGAUGCUGGAGAAAGACAUCAGCUGCAAAACGCAUUCGCUGUUCAUCGACCGCGAUAAGUGCAUGAAACACCGCACAUGCUACCCCACUGUACUCACCCUGUCUGGAUACUGACACACACACACACACA
This is a messenger RNA of Colossoma macropomum (tambaqui), 1399 nucleotides long. It is a transcript of the gene tekt4, whose product is annotated as tektin 4. The transcript has 6 exons. NCBI's taxonomy places the organism in Eukaryota, Metazoa, Chordata, Actinopteri, Characiformes, Serrasalmidae. The coding region runs from base 82 to 1383 and encodes 433 amino acids. Gene Ontology annotation, cellular component: sperm flagellum; microtubule cytoskeleton; nucleus. The record is from RefSeq and is a predicted model, not a curated record. Gene Ontology annotation, biological process: cilium assembly; cilium movement involved in cell motility.